AUGGCUAUGCGGUACUAUUGUUUUUUAUCUCCAACAAGGGUGAAGGUCGCAUGUGCCCUCGCGUGGUGCUUUGGCUCGGUGAUGACCAGUUUGCAAUUCUGCUCUUUGGUCCAAGCAGAAUUCUGUGAAGGCCAGAUCUAUGCGAUCAGUAGCAGGGUGUCUGAAUACGUUUUCUUCGCCAUAUUUACCUCCAACUUCAUAAUGUUUGGUUACAUUGUCUACACGAUCAAGGUGGCCAUGUACAAAGUCAGACCUUUGGGACAAAUCCAGAACACUGCCAAUAUCAAGGAAGCUGAGGUUCCCACUUCUCAAACUGCGGAACAGACAACUUUCAAGAAGAUUGCUUUGAUAACUGGGACAUUCCUGGGAUUGUACACGCCGGGUUUGGUCUGGUCAUUGGUGAAGCCGUAUGUGUCCAAUCCCACGGAUCUGGAAAUUACUGAAUUCGGGCCAAACUGCCUGGCGUCAUGCGUGAUGCUGGAACGUGGUCAGCCUCAAGUUCACGUCUUCUGUUAA
Messenger RNA from Ostrea edulis (European flat oyster), 516 nucleotides. RefSeq lists its product as uncharacterized. Bases 1 to 516 code for a protein of 171 amino acids. The record is from RefSeq and is a predicted model, not a curated record. The transcript is spliced from 2 exons. Lineage: Eukaryota; Metazoa; Mollusca; Bivalvia; Ostreida; Ostreidae.